This is a messenger RNA of Symbiodinium sp. CCMP2592, 1593 nucleotides long. The record is from the annotation of a GenBank genome assembly. Lineage: Eukaryota; Dinophyceae; Suessiales; Symbiodiniaceae.
AUGCGCUCGAAGCCUGCCGAGACGGGAGGUUUGGAUGGGACGCUCCGACGCCGCAAUGCGGUUUUGGCCAGAUGCUCCAAGCUCGGGCGCUGGCAGCUGGCGCUGCUUUGCCUGGAGGAGAUGCCGAGCAAAGACAACUUCAGCUUCAAUGCCGCCAUCGCGGCUUGCGCCUCUGCUUGCAGAUGGUCUCUAUGUGCUUGGCUAUUUGAGCUUGCAGCAGCCGCUCCUGCACAGCCUGACACGGUCAGCUUGAAUGCGGUUGUGAAGGCUUGCGGCUCCCGCAACAGCUGGAGUUUGGCUUUGAACUGGCUCAAGGCCUCCGAUUUUGCGGCCGUGCGUAGCGACGCCAUCACGUACACGCUGGCCAUCCAGGCUGGCGCUGGUGUGCGCCGCCAAAGUGAAAGCAGCGGCCUGGCCUUGCUGGGAGCCGCUCUCAAGAAGCGCAUAGUGCUCGACCAGGUCGCCAUUGGUGCAGCAGUGGCGUCAACCCGCAAGUGGCAUUCAGCUUUGACGACUCUUCGUUCCUGUGACAACCUCGGCCUCCUUGCAGGAGUGACCGCCUACAAUGCUGCGCUGUCCUUCUCGCCACCAUGGAGGGAAGCAUUGUCACUACUUCGUCACACGGCCAGGCGAGUCCGGAGAGACAUCAUCACCUUCAAUUCUGCAGCAAGCGCUUUGCAGGGCCCUGGUUGCUGGGCAUCGGCUUCUUCCUUGCUGGCCAGUUCCGCAGCAGCUGCGGUGCAGCAGGAUGUCAUCAGCUGCGAUUCCAUGCUUGGGGCUUGCACGAGAAGCCGGGUAUGGGAGCAGACGGUCCGGCUGUUAGCCAGCCUCCACCUUCGCGCAGUCCGAAGCGAUGCAGCUCUGUAUAGCCGCUGCCUGUUCAAGGGCUCGAUGGGCUUCGACUGGCAGCUGUCGGUUCACCUUUUGCAAAGUACGCUGCAAGUUGCACUGGUGCCUGAUGAGACUAGUUAUGCAAGUGCCUUGGAUGCUUUUGCCACUGGUUGGGAUGCAGCCAUACAGCUCCUCAUGCAGCCGAAUUCGCGACGAAGUGCUCACGCAUAUGCGUCCUUGCUGAACCUUUGCGACAGGGUCGAUUGGCAGCAGCCGCCGAAGCCUUGGCAGCAGGCUCUACAGCUCCUAGGCGCAGCCAGGCGCGACAGUGCUGUGGAUACUUUUUGUGCGAAUGCGCUGAUCAAUGUUUGUGCAAAAGCUUUGCAGUGGCAGCACGCGCUCGCCUUGUUGGUUGAGCUGUUUGGAGCCGAGCAGCUGCAACAGAACAUCGUGAGCUUCAAUGCUGUUCUGGAUGCAGCGCGGACUGCCCGAGCCUGGCAGUUGGCGUUGGGGCUUCAGGCAUUGCUGGCUGCGGCAGCACUAGAGGCAGAUAUUGUAAGUCACGUCUCCGCCAUGGGGGCCUUCUACUUGGGAAGCCAGUGGCAAGUCCUUGUCGCUAGCACGGUGCCGGAGCACAAAGGAACUGUAGCAGAGGUGGUGGCAUUGCGUCUCCAGGCAGUGCAGCAAGGUGGGCAUCAUGGCACGGCUGCGAAGCUUCUGGAGGAACUGGGGCGAGCAUCAGCUGCGCGGCUGUACCCGUGA